Diprion similis is the source of this 715-nucleotide messenger RNA. It is a transcript of the gene UK114, whose product is annotated as 2-iminobutanoate/2-iminopropanoate deaminase. The transcript is spliced from 5 exons. The record is from RefSeq and is a predicted model, not a curated record. Gene Ontology annotation, cellular component: cytosol. Gene Ontology annotation, molecular function: deaminase activity. NCBI's taxonomy places the organism in Eukaryota, Metazoa, Arthropoda, Insecta, Hymenoptera, Diprionidae. The coding region runs from base 156 to 575 and encodes 139 amino acids.
AAACGCAAGUACAAUAGCAGAAUAUUACGUUACAAUUUGCGCGUAUUGAAAAUUUGGACUCCGUCCGAAUCAGUCAUCAUUAUAUCAUCGAACGUAGUUUACGCGACGAAUCUCAUACCUAAAUUUGACAAUAUUGAGUAAAUCACAUACUAAUAAUGGCGAUGAAAAUUAUUCGCAAAAUCAUAUCAACUGCAAGGGCUCCAAAAUCGGCGGGACCAUAUAAUCAAGCCAUUUUGGUCGACCGAACCGUUUAUCUUUCUGGAGUACUUGGGCUUGAUAAGGAGUCUGGGAAGCUGGUGGAUGGUGGGGCAGCCGGAGAAGCUCGUCAGGCACUCGUCAAUAUGGGAUGUAUUUUAAAGGAGGCGGGUUCGGACUUUGAGAAAGUUAUAAAGACGACUAUCUUGCUCGACAGUAUCGAUGAUUUUUCUGCCAUAAACGAAGUUUACAAGGAAUUUUUCACAAAGGAUUAUCCAGCAAGGUCGACAUUCCAGGUUGGGAAGCUACCAUUGGGAGCGAAGGUUGAAAUCGAGGCAAUUGCGUUGACUGGUGAAGUAAAAACGGUCGGUGGGUCUUAAAAUGCCAGUUGACUGAAAUCAGCAAAACUCUGAAUAUGGGAAAAAAUCUGACGCACACAUUUUUUGAACGUUGUUUUCCUAGGUUUUAUUUUUCUGCAUUACGUAGUUACAAGAAAAAAACAAUAAACUGUAUACAAAAA